Pieris brassicae (large cabbage white) is the source of this 2305-nucleotide messenger RNA. RefSeq names its product sodium/potassium-transporting ATPase subunit beta-2-like. Gene Ontology annotation, cellular component: sodium:potassium-exchanging ATPase complex. The record is from RefSeq and is a predicted model, not a curated record. Bases 40 to 990 code for a protein of 316 amino acids. The transcript is spliced from 7 exons. Lineage: Eukaryota; Metazoa; Arthropoda; Insecta; Lepidoptera; Pieridae. Gene Ontology annotation, molecular function: ATPase activator activity. Gene Ontology annotation, biological process: potassium ion import across plasma membrane; sodium ion export across plasma membrane; intracellular sodium ion homeostasis.
CGCUUUUCUUGGCCAGUAUACCUCGGUGGGCAGAGCAAGAUGGGUGUGGACCAAGCAAAUGGAGUUGUGAACUAUUGUAGACGACCACCACAAAGACCUUUCCUUCAGAGGAUACAAUAUGCGAUCUGGGAUCCGGAAGAACGAAAAUUUCUGGGUCGAACGCCAAAACGAUGGGGAGUCAUAGGCCUCAUCUACCUCGUGAUGUACAUCUGCAUUAUAAUAUUCUUCUCUAUCUGCAUGUGUGGUCUUCUCGCAUCCGUGGACGAGCAUAUACCCUACUUCACUCUCGCUGACUCCAUUAUUGGAAACAACCCCGGUAUGGGACAUAGGCCUGUUGUGUUUGAGGAAGGGGCUCUUAUCUGGUACAGAUUGGACAAUGAAACCUCGUACAAAAAGUAUACGGACAAUUUAGAUGAAUUCUUAGCACCUUAUAAGAAUAAAUCUCUGCUAAUCAACAAAGGAGAUAACCAAGUAGAUUGUCAGCAGAAGAGGCGUCAUGCGGGUGAAGUGUGUGCCUUCGACACGUCCCUACUGGGGCCGUGUUCCAGCGAAAACGACUAUGGCUACGCUGAUGGCACGCCCUGUCUGAUUAUAAAACUUAAUAAGAUAUACGAUUGGCAGCCCCAGUUUUACGACGAUCCUGGUGACUUGCCAUCCAAUAUGCCACCGGACAUCUUGAACUAUAUAAAUACCACUAAAACACCACAAGAGCGUCGCCAAGUAUGGCUAUCGUGCAUGGGCGAGCGGCCAGCAGACACAGAAUCACUUGGACCUUUGCGGUACUGGCCAUAUCCUGGACUACCGGAGAUAUAUUUCCCCUACAACAAUACCCCCGGAUACCUCAGUCCUCUAGUCGCUGUGCAACUCUUAAAUCCUAUACGUGGUCAAAUAAUAAACAUCCGGUGCAGAGCUUGGGCGCGCAACAUUGUCUUCACUGAGAGUUUAAAGGAGAGAAUGGGCUCCACUCACCUCGAGAUUAUGGUGGACUAGGUUUUGUCAAUUUUUCUCAGGGUUCUUAUAAACUUCAUAGCGAACUAAUGUAAAUUACUGAAUAUAUAAAAUUUACUAAACAAGUCUGUACCCUUAUAAUUAUUCCGAUUUUAACAGUUAAAAAACUAUAUCGAAUUUGGGUUUUGUCGAUAGCGCCAUUUUUUAAACCGGCUAAUUUCAGAUUAUUAAGGUUUUUAAAAGUAACCUUCGUGCGUAGGUUUUUUGUACGCAUAAUUAUUUAAAUUCUUAAUAUUUAUACAUGAUCUUAAAAUAAUCUCUAUAUAUAAAUACGUUAUAUAUAUUAUAGCUUUACAAGUGAUAUACAAACCUUUUUAGCGUAGACCGCGUCUUUCGCGGCGUUCGAACCAAACAGUAAAUAAUACCUAAAUAUAUAAAAUUUAAGAGAUUAAUUAAACAACUUAAGAGAAAAUCAGGGAAAUUCUCUUUUUUUGCUGCUUAGUUGUUAUUGAUACCACAGUGUGAAGUUUAUAAGAAUUCUUGUUCUAUAGUCUACGCUAAGAAAACAUUGCUUUUUUGCUUGUCGCACAUUUCUGCGUCAAUGUACUGAACUAGUAUAUUAGAUGAAAUUGUAUUUAAAAUAAUGUUAUUUUAGAGUCUUGGAGGCGAAUGUUCUGUACAUUUUGUACAAACAUAUUUUUUUUGUGAAAAAUGUAAGCGGAACUUUGUAAAAUUCGAUAAACAAUCUGUAGCAAAAGAUUACAGUUUUUUUUGAAGUUCUGGUUUACAACUGUUUGUGUCUCCUAACAAUACAUUGUUUUACUAAGGCUCGGCUAGUAAACACUAUUUAACAACUUUUAUUUAAAUAUAUUUUUCGUAAUUACUAAAUAAUCUACUUCGUUUUACAAUUAAUUAUUGCUUAGGAAACUGAACUGGAAAAUUUUUGUCAAGCAAGUCUUCACUCCUUUGUUGCUUCAAGGCUAAGACUUCUCAAUCCAGCUGUUUUUACACAAAUAGGUACUAAAUUUUUUGUUUAACCGGAUAUCGAAUCAAAAAAUAUUCCUUAUACACACCAUGGAUGUUAAGCACAAAUGUUUACAUAUAUGAUAGAAUUCUGAUAGCAAAGAUUUCUGAUAAAAUUGUUCAAUUAAAACCUAAAAAUAAAACGAAUACUUAAAUAUCUUUUCGAAGUUUUCGAAGACCAACCAAGACGAACUAAUAAUUAUUUGUUAAUUAAAGCAGUGCCUUGAAUUUGCCUUUGGAAACGUCGGUUCCGCGAAACAUUGGAAAUGUAUGUUGAUGUUAUGUAUUUAUUGUAAAUGCACUUUAGAGAAGUUAUUAAAUCCUAUUUGAGUUA